AUGCCUUACUGUUUGGGUAGCUUAAGCCAUCUUCGGACUCUUGAGCUAUCUAACAACCAAUUGGAUGGAAACCUGUCUGCCUUUGUGUCUGGUCUACAACCAGAGCUUGAGUACUUGUCGCUUUCUGGUAAUAACUUCAACGGUUCAUUCUUGUUCAACUCGCUGGUCAAUCACACAAGGCUCACAGUAUUCAAAGUAUCAUCAAAAGUUGGUAACAUCCAAGCUGAGGCAGAAAGCCCGUGGGUUCCAAUGUUUCAGUUGAAGAUGCUAGAGUUGCAAAAUUUCAUCCUUGGAAACACAAUUCCUGGGUUUCUUUUUCAUCAGCAUGACUUGUUCUAUGUUAAUCUCUCACAUAACAAGUUGACUGGGAUAUUUCCAACUUGGCUUGUGAGAAUAACACAAGAUUGCAAGUGA
Molecule: messenger RNA, 414 nt
Organism: Microthlaspi erraticum
Lineage: Eukaryota; Viridiplantae; Streptophyta; Magnoliopsida; Brassicales; Brassicaceae
Source: the annotation of a GenBank genome assembly